Tetrahymena thermophila SB210 is the source of this 240-nucleotide messenger RNA. Its product is annotated as transmembrane protein, putative. The record is from RefSeq and is a predicted model, not a curated record. The transcript has 2 exons. NCBI's taxonomy places the organism in Eukaryota, Ciliophora, Oligohymenophorea, Hymenostomatida, Tetrahymenidae.
AUGUGUCUUUUAUACUAUCUGAUAGGUUAGAAGUAGUUAAUCUAAUAUCCUUAUUUUUAUAUACUAUAGUUUUUUAUUCGUUUUAUUACUCUGGCUAUUUUACUUACAGUAAUAAAAAAAUGCAAAAAGAUUAAAUCUUGGCAACAUACUAUAGAAACUUCUACUAAAAAUACUUUAAUUAUUAAGAUUUAUAUUAAGAGUUCAAGAAAAUACAUUCUAAACAAUCAGAAUAAGAGUUGA